Molecule: messenger RNA, 1016 nt
Organism: Aphidius gifuensis
Lineage: Eukaryota; Metazoa; Arthropoda; Insecta; Hymenoptera; Braconidae
Product: cytochrome b5 domain-containing protein 1
Exons: 3
Coding region: 113-790 (225 amino acids)
Source: RefSeq, a predicted model, not a curated record
UUAUAAUUUUUUUUUUUUUAUUCAUAUGUUUUUAAAAUGGAGACUGGCAUUUGUGCCAGUGAUGCUUUUUUGUUUUUAUUUUUAUCAAACAAACAGCUAAAUUCACACGUAAAUGGACAAUAAUAAAUCAGAUCCGGAUUUUUUAUCAUGUCAUUGUGAUGAAAUAUUUUAUCUACCAAGUGAAGUUGUAAUUCAUAAUAAGCCUGAUGAUUGUUGGGUAUCAUAUUUUGGUGGAGUUUAUGAUUUAACAAAAUUUUGCAAUGAAGCUGAUGAUGAAGAUGUAAUUAAACCAAUUAUUGCAAAUGCUGGAAAGGAUAUUAGCCAUUGGUUUGAUCAUGGAAAAAAUGAUAUUAAAUAUCAGCUUGAUGAAUCAAGUGGUGAUGUUGUUAUUUGUUGUCCACAUGGAAAAAUUCCAAAUAUUAUUUUUGGAUCGAAAUUUCGUCCGCUUGACAAGUGUCCAUGGUGGCUUGAUGAAAAUUAUAAAAUUGGUAAUUUAACUAUUAAUUCAAGACCAUGUAAAAUUGUAAAUACUCUAACUUCCUGUGAAGUUAUUAUACUGGUUUGUGAAGAGGAUAAAAUUUCGAAAAUUCAAGAACGAUAUUUGGCUUUUAAUUGUCAUGCAAGUAAUUAUAUUUGGAAAUUUAAUGGAAAAAAACUUGAUAUGAAUAAAACAAUGACUGAAAAUGGAAUGAUUGAUGAACGUGAACGUUAUACAAAUUGUGGUUUACCUGAAAAUAUAUAUGUACCAUGUAUCAUGUGUUACUUUAAAGAUGAUUUAACUGUGGCAUGAUGGUAUACAUUUUCACCAUAUGCUGCAAAUAGUUUAUUUUUUUUAUAAACCAGUGUAUUGGUAUGUUGUCUAUUUAUUUCUUCCUAGGAUAGUACGUGAACAAAUGCGAGGACAAUACCUUUCUGCUUUUAUUUUGUAAUUUUUUUUUUUUUUAUCAUUCUGAUUUGCUACUGAAACACACGUUAUAAAAUACAUGAUGUAUCGUCAAUUAGACUCAUUAUAUCAU